Messenger RNA from Jatropha curcas, 1409 nucleotides. RefSeq names its product peroxin 13 (gene PEX13). Gene Ontology annotation, cellular component: peroxisomal importomer complex; peroxisomal membrane; peroxisome. The record is from RefSeq and is a predicted model, not a curated record. Lineage: Eukaryota; Viridiplantae; Streptophyta; Magnoliopsida; Malpighiales; Euphorbiaceae. Gene Ontology annotation, biological process: protein import into peroxisome matrix, docking.
UUUGGACACACUUUAUCUUAUUUUUCUUGAUCAUUAUUUGACAUCCCUCUCUCUCUCUCUCUCUCUCUCUCUCUCUCUCUCUGUGAGGCGGGCGCAGAGAAACGCAGCCCAUAAUUUUGCAUCGUCUAUGGACUCCAAUUCCCAACAAACAGGGAGCGGUCCUCCAGCUAAACCUUGGGAGCAAGCUGGGACCUCAUCUUCUGGCCCUACACCUUUUAAACCACCCUCACCUGGUAGCACCAGUGAUGUAGUUGAGGCAUCGGGAACAGCAAGACCAGGUGAAAUAGUUUCCGCUGCUGAUAGGAAUACAACUGUGAACAGAAAUACUCUUGGUAGGCCUGUACCAACUAGGCCAUGGGAGCAGCAGCCUACAUAUGGAAGCACAUAUGGAGGUUAUGGCUCUGGGCUAAAUUAUAAUUCUGGAUACGGUUCUGGAAUGUAUGGCUCUUCGUAUGGUGGAAUGGGAGGGUCUUAUGGUGGCGGAUUGUAUGGAAACAAUAUGUACAGAGGUGGUUAUGGCGGGGUGUAUGGAGGUGGCAUGUAUGGUGGUGGAGGAAUGUACAAUAGUGGUUUUGGUGGUCCAAUGGGUGGUUAUGGAAUGGGCAUGGGUCCUUACGGUGAUCAAGAUCCAAAUAAUCCUUAUGGUGCUCCAUCAUCUCCUCCUGGCUUUUGGAUUUCUUUCCUUCGAGUGAUGCAAGGCGUUGUGAACUUUUUUGGCCGGAUAUCAAUUCUGAUAGACCAGAACACGCAGGCAUUUCACAUGUUCAUGACUGCAAUGCUUCAGCUCUUCGAUCGCACAGGCUUAUUGUAUGGAGAGUUGGCCAGAUUUGUUUUGAGAUUGCUGGGAAUCAAAACAAAACCCAGGAAGGUUCAAGGACCAGGACCCGAUGGACUUCCUGCUCCUCACAAUCCCCAUGGGAAUCAAAACUACCUUGAGGGGCCUAAGGGAGCUCCUAGUGGUGCAUGGGAUAAUGUAUGGGGAGAUGCUCCUAGUGGUUAAGAUGACAAUUUCCACUUUGUGCCCAUUUCGCGAUAUACGAACAAGAAUUUGAGAGCUACGUCACUGAAGUGCAGAUGGAUGCAAUGCUGCUCUUAUCUUUUGAGGUUGGGUUGCUAAAUUACAUAUAAUUGUUUGUUUGGAAUAAAAUACACACACACACUCUCUCUCUCUCUUUCUCAAGAAGCCAGCGUCUGCCAGACAGAAUAUAUGCAAAUCUUCCUUCUUAUUUUGUAAAAGUGGAAAGGGGAAGAAGAAAUCAUAAUGACCUAUAAAUGUUGGCCUGGGGAGAUGUUCGAUAAGUGGAGGUGAUGUUUUAGUAUUAUAUUUAAAUGACGUUGUAACGUCAUCUUAAGUAAAUCAAAGUGGAUAUAAAUGAUGGCUAGCUUGAGAAGCCUCGUUUUUCCGGCUA